AUGGAUGAACUGGUAGAGUCGUUAGAAAAUGAACGUGAUUUGUCUCGAAUAGCGUUGCACGUUGAUAUGGAUGCGUUUUAUGCAGCUGUUGAGAUGCGUGAUGAUGCGACGUUACGUAACAUACCGAUGGCCGUCGGAUCUGAAUCAAUGUUGGUAUGUUGUUCAUAUUGA
Molecule: messenger RNA, 171 nt
Organism: Anisakis simplex (herring worm)
Lineage: Eukaryota; Metazoa; Nematoda; Chromadorea; Rhabditida; Anisakidae
Source: the annotation of a GenBank genome assembly